UCGGAGCCGCAUGAGACCUGGAGUCCGAAUUAUGCUGCUGAUUUAGCUACAUUCAUUGACUGGAACAGACUUGCAGUGAUGGACAAGUGCCGUUCUGCUGCUGCAAAUUGCAAGGGCUCGUGGCAUACUGAAGCCGCAGUCCAAUGUGGUGGAAUUUAAACCAGUUCUCUUUUAAGUUGGGUUUUUUUUAGCCACCCAAGAGGACGUGGUUGGAUGGUAAGCUCGGCGGAUAGUGCAUCGACUGUCGCUGAAUAGAAAAUUGUUUGUCUGCUCGUCGCGCCAUUGACGAGGAGCCCCGUUGUGGAAAGCCGAGGAUAACAAGCUGAUAUCCCAGCAGCCAUGGCGGAAGGUAAUCCUCCCCCUUUGCACCCGGUGCUGCAGCCGUUGUCGUUUCUUCUCGGCACCUGGCGGGGUCAGGGCGAAGGUGGUUUCCCUACAAUCCAGUCGUUUAAGUAUGGUGAGGAGAUCAAGCUAUGGCAUUCCGGCAAGCCGGUGAUUGCAUACUCGCAGAAAACGUGGAAAGCAGCAUCAGGAGAGCCUAUGCACGCAGAGAGUGGAUACUGGCGUCCCAAGCCUGAUGGCUCCAUAGAAGUCAUCAUCGCACAAAGCACCGGGUUGGCUGAAGUUCAGAAAGGAAUCUACGAUGCGGAGAGGAAGAUGGUGCAACUACAGAGUGAUGCAGUGUGUAAUGCUUCGAAGGUUUUGAGUAUUGGGCGUGUGUUCGAAGUGAAAGGAGACGAGUUGAUGUACACAGUGGAGAUGGGCAUUCAUGGUCAUGACCAGCAACCCCAUCUUCGAGCAGUUUUGAAAAAAGUCACUGGCAUCUAAGCUUUUUCUGGGAGAGUAAACCAUUUUAGGAUGUACAGAAGCAGAUGUGAAGGUUGAACCUACCAUCUGUAGUUUUUGUCGCCGUCCUAAUUUGAGCUUUUGCUGCAAUUUCCACUAAUUAAGAAUAUUGGAAGCAAAGUAGAUCGCAACGGUCGCCACAACCUUUGUGAAACUGGUCCACUUUUGUAACUAAGUGUUUUCCACUCUACACGAAUAGCUGGGAUUUAGUGCUGAUAUGUCAUUUGGAAGAGUAAGUAUGUAUUAGCGCAACUUUCAUUUGAAAGUAUCUGCAUGAUGCCACUUCUGUUUGACAUAAAGUUAAUAUUGGAAGUGCCAACUGCACUGAUGUAUCAGAAUGGAUGGUUUGUAAUGCAUCCGUUCUACAGGAAUAGUAUUUAAGGUUGGCGUCA
Messenger RNA from Physcomitrium patens, 1238 nucleotides. RefSeq names its product peroxynitrite isomerase Rv2717c. Lineage: Eukaryota; Viridiplantae; Streptophyta; Bryopsida; Funariales; Funariaceae. The record is from RefSeq and is a predicted model, not a curated record.